AUGAUUUACAGUCAUUUACCUGAAAAUCCAAGAUGGCAAUUACUAUCAACUACCAUUUCCAUGCCACAGUUUACUAUGUUACCAGGUGUAAGUUCAACUUUUUUUAAUCUAAAACUUAUAAUAUUAUCUCCCUGUAAUACAAACAUGGUUCCAUUUGAUACAAAUCGUUCUCUGGUCGAGGUUUUAAUUCGCACUCUGUCUGAUGUCUAUCUUUCAUGCUCUGUAGACCAUGAUAACACUUCUGGUUUAGCUCAAUACGAUGUUGAUCGAAAAUUAUGGUAUUGUUUAUUUCGACCACGAUCCAGUGGCUAUCAAGCACUUGACAUUUAUGCUCGUAAAGGACGACCCACAGGAUUUUCUGAAGGAGCAAUCGUAUUAGGACUUAAUAUGCCAAAGAUAAUUCAAUUUCAAAAGUUCCCAUAUACUUAUGAUGCAUUUACUAGCUAUAAAUGUCAAAUAUUUGAACCGCUAACUGGAAAAUUAAAAAGAGUUACUAAAGUGACCAUUCAUUGUCGCAUACCAGGCGCUGACUAUGUUUGUUUAUCAUAUGAUGGUACUUUAUCUUCAAACAAAUAUAAUCUCGCCGAUGAUAUUUUUAAAGAAGAAAUCACUGUACCUAAACGAGAGAUUACAAUUUAUGCUAAAUUCCCUAAAGAUCAAGAAUCUAAUCACGUUGAAGGAUUAUUUAAAUAUACAAUCGAGCGACAAUUUUAUUUAUUUUAA
Molecule: messenger RNA, 723 nt
Organism: Rotaria socialis
Lineage: Eukaryota; Metazoa; Rotifera; Eurotatoria; Philodinida; Philodinidae
Source: the annotation of a GenBank genome assembly